Messenger RNA from Tetrahymena thermophila SB210, 2634 nucleotides. RefSeq lists its product as hypothetical. NCBI's taxonomy places the organism in Eukaryota, Ciliophora, Oligohymenophorea, Hymenostomatida, Tetrahymenidae. The record is from RefSeq and is a predicted model, not a curated record. The transcript has 8 exons.
AAACUCAAUAAAAAUAUUAAUUAUUUUUUGUUUGUCUGUGUUUUAAUCACUAACUCUUAAAUUAGCUAAAGAUAUUCAAAUUUUUAUUAAGCUUAUCACAGUACUUAUUAAAUGCAAUCUGAUUCUUUAAACGAUAAAAGUAACAAAUAAAUGGAUGAUAUUUUAGAUUACUAAACAGAAAAUGAUUAAGAUAGUUUAGGAGUAAGAGAUGUAUUAUUGAUUAAAUGCAAAAGUGUAAUUUAAGAUCUACAUCAAGAGAUCGCAGAUUUAAAUUAAGAAAACGUAUAUUUACAAGAAAGAGCUUAACAAUUAGAAUAAUAGUUAGAAGAAAAAGAUAAACAAAUAAGAUAGAGUAUUUAUUAGAAUGAAAAUAUAGUAGAUGAGUUUUAGAAUGAAAGAGCAUAAGUUUAAUUAUUACAGGAAAAGAAUAGUGAGUUAGAGAAAGAAAUUAUUGAAUACAAGCAAAAUGAAGAAGGAAUUUUAUAAUAAUUGGAUGUCUUGCAAGCUACUAAUAAUGAAAUGAAAUAAAAAGUUUAAGAACUCACAUAAGAACUUGAAAAAAGAGACCACAUAGCUCAUGAAUGGAACUAAACAAUGUAGAGUGUCAGUUUAAAAAUUUAGGAAUUAGAUAGAGAAAAUCAAUGGUUAACAAGUGAAAGAAAUCAAAUGCUUUUAAGUUUAGAGAAAAUAAGCCCAAGAAAUAGGUUUGAUUUAAUUAAAAAUGCUCAAUAAAACUAAGAUAGGAACUAAUAAAACAAUAUAUUAAAUGAAUGGCUACAAUAAACAGUAGAUAACCUUUAAAAUGCGAUUAGAGAUAAUGAAAAAAAAAAUUAAUUGAUAGAUUAAUUAUAAAAGGAGAAUCUUAAUCUAAAAAGUAGUAAUAUGAGGUUAUAAAGGGCUCUUGAGUAAAACUAGCAUUAGAUCAACUUAAACCAAGCAAACAAUAAUACUAAUAUUCCUAAAAAUAGAAGUAGUAGUAAUCAUUAAACAAAUUAAGAUUCUAAAUCUAUAAACAACAGUUUCAAUCAGAGUGCUUAAUAGUAAAGUAAUAUCCCAAAUACAACUUAACAUCAGUCAAAUUAUGAAAUUUAAAAUCUAUAACUUGAAAUCGGGUAACUAAAGCAAGAUUGUGAGGAGAAAUCAAUCGAAAUUUAAAAACUAUAGUUUGAAAAUUUGAAGCUAAAGGAAAAAAUGAAUGUACUGAAUAGAAAAUAUUUGAAUGCAGAGAUAGAUAGCAGAAAGAUAGAUUCUUCUAUGAAUAAUUAGCUUAGCUCACUUGAAAUUGAUAAGAACAGAGAAGUAAAUAAAUACAAAGAGCUUAUUUAAGAGUAAAAAGAAUUGAUACAAUAGCUAUAAAAUAAUGACUACAUUGUUAACUAAGCAAAAGAAAUAGCCAAACUUUAGUAAACAAACGAAUUCUUGAAUUAAAGAUUACUAGAUUGCAAACAAGAACUUAAUGAUUUAUAGAAAGACAUAUUUAAUUAAUUCGAAAAAGAAGAUCAAAGAAGCAUAAUGGCUUAAUAAAAGCUUAAAUAGCUUGAACAAAUUAUCAAAGAAAGAGAGGAUAUUAUAAAAUCUUAAGAAAAAGAUAUUGAACAAAUGAAACAAAUAAUAAAUGAGCAAACUUUUAAUGCAAAUAACCCAAAUAAAACAGUAAGAGAAAGAUCUAAUAGUACAAGAUAAGAAAAAACUGAAAAGGAAGAAAUUGACAACCAUGAUAGAACCCUACUUACUUUAAUGAACGAAAAUAAAAGUUUGUAGGCAUUACUUGACAGUCUAUAAACCUAGCUAAAAAAUGAAAAAUUAACAAGGAUUAGAGAAUAAAAUUCUAUCUAAAAAAUGAAAGCAGAAGUUUAGAAUUUAGAAGACUAAUACAAUAGAGAAAUUAAUUUCUACAAAACAGAAUUUGCCAAGUAAUUAAGUGAAGCAUAUCAAUAAACAGGAUCUAGCAUAGUUUAAAACACAAUUAAUCCAAUGUAAACAGAAUAAAAUAUCAUGACAGAGAUUGCUAACAGUGAAAUUAAAUAAGAGAAAAAAUAGAAAAAAAUCAAUAAAGAAAAAAGAGCUACUUCUGGAAAAGAUGGUAAAAGUGAAUAGAAAUCUACAAUAAAAAAUAAAACUUAAAAAAAGAAAGAAAAAAAAAAAGUUGAAUUAAAUCAAAAUAUAAUUACUCCUUCGAUAAUUUUAGAUCGCUAGUAGGAAUAAGAUCAUAAUUAAACAGGAGAAAGAAUAAAUUCUACUUAAAAUUUAUAAUAAGGUUAAAAAUAGUACCAGACACCUCAGUCUACAUAAAGAAUUAACUAUGUUUAGUCAAAUAGCAAGAGGAAUGAAUAUGAUUUAUAAAGUUAAACUAAUUAAAAUAAUUUUAAUUCAAUAUUUUAAAAUGCUACUGUAAGAAAUUAGCCAUAACUAGGGUAUUAUAAAACUAUUUAGUAGCCAUUAUAGCCAAACAGUUUACAUUAAAAUUAAUAGUAAUAAAUCAAACCAACUGAAUAAAAUUAAGAGUAAGUUAUUGAUAGAUUCAAAUAGGUAAAUAAAAAUUUUAUUGGUAAAAAAAAUACAUUUAAAUAAAAUUAAAAAUAUAUUACAGGCAAUUAACAGGAUAGAAAAUAAGCUAGGCAGAUUAACAGUUGA